AUGUCAACAAGAGUUUUUUACUCCUUGCUGAGCCUUCUCCUAUUUCCAAUAUUUGGUGUUUCGUACACACACUUUAAAGAUCCACGUCUUCUUUCAACAAUUGGCCUCUCGAUUAUGUCAUACUUCUUAACUUUAUAUGCAAUUCCUCGCUGCAUGAAUGCACACCUUAGACGCAAUCUCGGAGGCAUAGAUAUUAACAAGGAGAAUGAUAAAGAGAAUCCAAAGAAGAUCCCAGAAUCAAUGGGUUUACAAUCCAGUUCUGCUUUCCUUUUCGCUUUAGUUAUUAUCGCAGCAUUUUCUAAUGAGAAGAAGGACCUUUAUCCAGCAUUAGUGUCUGUUGUUAUUACAACAUUACUUGGUUUUGCAGAUGAUGUCCUUGAUAUCCCAUGGAGAGUCAAAAUUGUUAUCCCAAUCUUCACAGUUCUUCCAUUGGUACUUGAUUACAAUGGUUCAACAACAAUUUGCCUCAAAGGAUUUCUUUUGCCAUUAAGAAAGAUCUUCAGAUUCCAGUGCAUUGAUAUUGGAUUCCUCUAUCAGAUCUUCAUUUGCCUCCUCACAGUUUUCUGCACCCAUUCAAUCAACAUUUACGCUGGAAUUAAUGGACUUGAAGCUGGUCAGUCAUUUAUUGUUGCCUGCUUCUUAUUAUUCCAUUCAUUAUACUACUGGAAUGUUGAUAAGCAAGCUCAGGCUGCCGCAACAAUCUUAAUUCCAUUCAUUACAUCGACAUAUGCUCUUUUACACUUCAACUGGUACCCAUCCAGAGUUUUCGUUGGCGAUACAUUUACAUUGACAGCAGGCACAACAAUCGCUGCCGCUGGAAUUCUCGGCCAUUUCUCCGAAAUGACUUUAUUAUUCAUGUUACCACAGAUCAUCAACUUCGUACUCUCACUUCCACAGCUCUUCGGAAUCAUUCCAUGCCCAAGACAUCGCCUUCCAAAGAGAAACCCACAAACAGGAAAACUUGAGGGAAUUAAGACAAACCUUAACGUUGUAAACUGGUGGCUUAUUUUGUUUGGCCCCAAGACAGAAGCCAGACUUUGCGUGGAACUUCUUUGCUUCCAGAUCUUCUGCUGCCUCAGCGCUUAUGCCAUCAAAUACUUCUACAACCACUCAUUGUUGCCAUAA
Messenger RNA from Trichomonas vaginalis G3, 1125 nucleotides. Its product is annotated as glycosyl transferase. Lineage: Eukaryota; Parabasalia; Trichomonadida; Trichomonadidae. Gene Ontology annotation, molecular function: UDP-N-acetylglucosamine-dolichyl-phosphate N-acetylglucosaminephosphotransferase activity. The coding region runs from base 1 to 1125 and encodes 374 amino acids. The record is from RefSeq and is a predicted model, not a curated record. Gene Ontology annotation, biological process: protein N-linked glycosylation; dolichol-linked oligosaccharide biosynthetic process. The transcript has a single exon. Gene Ontology annotation, cellular component: membrane.